Molecule: messenger RNA, 2398 nt
Organism: Owenia fusiformis
Lineage: Eukaryota; Metazoa; Annelida; Polychaeta; Sabellida; Oweniidae
Source: the annotation of a GenBank genome assembly
AUGGUCACGAAUAAAGUGUUCUCGAUCAGAAAAGAAUGUGGGAAAGUUUGUUUUCUACAUUCUGAUCGCCUUAGAAUGGAGGGGAAAGUUGGGACCAUCAGAAGGCUUGAUGAGACAGUUGUCAACAGGAUAGCCGCAGGGGAAGUAGUGCAAAGGCCAGCAAAUGCUUUGAAAGAGAUGCUAGAAAAUAGUCUUGAUGCAGGCUCUACCAACAUCCAAGUUGUUGUGAAACAAGGAGGACUGAAGUUCUUACAGAUACAAGACAAUGGCUCAGGCAUCAAGAAAGAAGAUCUAGAUAUUGUAUGUGAGCGAUUCACAACAAGUAAGCUUGAAAAGUUUGAGGAUCUUAACAGUAUUGCCACCUAUGGGUUCAGAGGGGAAGCUCUGGCCAGUAUAAGUCAUGUGGCACAUGUCACUAUAACCACAAGGACAUCACAGUCUAAAUGUGCUUAUAGGGCUAGUUACUGUGAUAGUAAGCUGAAGGCCCCAGCCAAGCCAUGUGCUGGAAAUGUUGGCACACAAAUCACAGUGGAAGACUUGUUCUAUAACGUAACAACAAGAAGGAAAGCUCUGAAAAGUCCCUCUGAAGAGCAUGCUAAGAUAUAUGAAGUGGUCAGUAGGUAUGCAGUGCACAAUAGUGAUGUAGGAUUCACACUUAAAAAGCAUGGUGAGUCUGUAGCUGAUGUUAGAACACAGCCAAAGUCAACCACAGUCAACAAUAUACGCACAAUUUAUGGACCCACUGUUGCAAGAGAACUACUGGAGUUAACCCAUGAUGAUGCGAAAUUGAUGUUUAAAGUAAGGGGACAUAUCACCAAUGCAAACUACUCCUGUAAGAGGGGGACAAUGCUUUUGUUUAUUAAUAAUCGACUAGUAGAAUCCAGCGCAUUAAAGAAAGCCAUAGAAGUUGUGUAUUCAGCUUAUCUCCCCAAGCAGACACACCCCUUCCUAUAUAUCAGCCUUGAGAUCGCACCUCAGAAUAUUGAUGUGAACGUUCACCCAACAAAACAUGAAGUACAUUUCCUACACGAGGAUGCCAUAUUUGAGACAAUACAACAAGCUGUUGAGAAAACAUUACUUGGGAGCAAUGAAUCAAGAACAUAUUUUACACAGGCACUCCUACCAGGUGCCCCAGCAUCACUGAAUGACAUCACAUCAACAAAAUCUGAAGAUUCAGAUAAUAAAAAAGCUGCAGCCAAGGAUAUGGUUCGAACAGAUAGCAGAGAUCAAAAACUUGAUGCAUUUCUCCAUCGGACCCCUAGACCUAGUACUAGUAACCAAUGUGAUGUGGUUGCUAUGGAAACUGAUGGAAAUGCUGAUGCAGAAUCUUCUAAUACAAAUAAAUCAAGGAAGCGUCCCCAUGCUGAAGUGAUGCAGUCACCCAUAUGUCCCAGUAGGUCUCCUCAAAGAAAGGAAAUAAAAUUAACAAGCAUACGAGAACUGAAAUCAGAAAUAGAAGAGAAAACACAUUCCGGUCUCCGAGAGAUGUUUGCAGAUCAUAUAUUUGUAGGAUGUGUCAACAAGGAGCAUGCCUUAUUUCAACACCAAACUAAGCUAUACCUAGUCAACACUACGAAAAUCAGCAAAGAAUUUUUCUACCAGCUGCUCAUCUCAGACUUUGGAAACUUUGGAAUCCUUAGGCUUUCUGAGCCAGCUCCACUCUAUGAUUUAGCAAUGUUGGCUUUGGACAGUGAGGAAAGUGGUUGGUCUCAAGCUGAUGGUCCUAAACCAGAACUUGCAGAAUUCAUUGUGAAGCUUUUAAUAUCAAAGUCAGAAAUGCUGCUGGAUUACUUCUCUUUAGAAGUAGAUGAGGAAGGUAACUUAUGCACUCUUCCACUGUUACUGGACAACUACAUACCUGCCCUAGAAGGUCUCCCUGCUUAUAUACUCAGACUAGCCACAGAGGUUGACUGGGAUGAAGAAAAAUCCUGUUUUGAGACUUUCACAAGAGAAACUGCAGAUUUUUAUUCAUUCAAGAAAGAUAUAUUUGUACUGCCAAACAUCCAAAAUGAAUCUCAGGAUUCAGAGAAUACAAAAGACUGGAGGUGGACGGUAGAACAUGUCCUCUACCCAGCAUUCAAACAGUACUUCCUGCCAUCACGAGCCCUUUCCCAGGAUGCUAGUGUGCUUCAGAUUGCAAACCUACCUGAUUUGUACAAAGUAUUUGAAAGAUGUUGAUGAACUUUGAAAGAACAUUAUGCGGGAAAUGUCUGCAUCUGUCGUGUUCAAAUACAUGUUAUCAUAUUACUAAUGAAAUUCAACUUAUUGAAGUUUAUAACUUUAUUCGUAGUUUCAUUUUGGACACAAAGUUUUUAAACAUUAUUGUAUAUUCUGUACAAUGUACAAUAAGACCUGUCUAGUGGAACACAUCAAUAAGUAGAACACCUUUGUAAGUGGA